This is a messenger RNA of Cryptosporidium ubiquitum, 1638 nucleotides long. RefSeq names its product RNA methylase. NCBI's taxonomy places the organism in Eukaryota, Apicomplexa, Conoidasida, Eucoccidiorida, Cryptosporidiidae. Bases 1 to 1638 code for a protein of 545 amino acids. Gene Ontology annotation, biological process: RNA processing. The record is from RefSeq and is a predicted model, not a curated record. The transcript has a single exon. Gene Ontology annotation, molecular function: RNA methyltransferase activity.
AUGGGAUACCCAAAUAAAAAAAAAGUUAAAACUGAUAACUACAGAGGUAAUGCAAGUCGAUCAAAUCUUGAAUGCCUUAGAAAGAAAGUUACUCCUUUGCACUUUGAAACUUAUAAUAAUCAACUCGAAUUUAAGAGUAAAUUAGUAAAAAGUAAUUUGGGAUUGUUGUCUAACAAAAUCUUGAAGCAUGCAAUUAGUAGAGGCUUAAGACCGCCUCAGUGGUGCAAGAUUGAAAAAAAAGAGGAAGUGGUCAAUAAUGUUAAUCCUAUUAAUUUUGAAACGCCAAUUCCAGUUUUCCCGACGAUUAGUAUAAAAGAUGAGGAAAAUGGAAAAAUACCGUAUUCCUACAGAAAUAAAUAUGAGUUCACUAUUGGCUAUACAAGUGGUGAAAUUCUGGAUACAGAUUCUGAUGUUUCAGUGGGAUUCGUAUCAUAUAUUGAUAGAUUUGAACCAAUUAUUAUCAGUGUUUUAAAUAACUCAAAUGACGUUAAUAAUUCAAACAAAAACCAAGAUACUGAAACAAUAGAAAUCAUAAACCCCUGCAUUAUUCCUAUAGUUAAAAAAAUGGAAAAAAUUGUCAAGGUGAGCUCAAUAAAAAACAAUUUUAAAGUAUACUCCAGGAGGAACAGAAAUGGAAUUUGGCGAUUGCUAUUAAUUAGAUUGUCAGAAACAAAUAAAGAAAUUAUGGUCACUGUUCAAACCACGGAUUUAGAAAGAAUCGGAAUUAAGAACGAGUUAAUCAAUUUAUUAUUAGAAGAAUUUAUUGAAAAAAACACUGAAAUGAACCUUCAAGGGUAUGAUAUAAAAAGCUUAUAUCUUCAUCAAUCUAACUCCAUUGUAGAUACAUUUGAUAUUGGGAAGUUAGAUUUGCUUUAUGGAAACCCACAAAUUUCGUUUAAAAUAAGAAAUACUGAGUUAUUUAUCGGCCCACUAUCCUUUUUUCAAACGAAUACAAGAGGCUGUGAAACCUUAUACAAGGAGAUAAGAAGAAUUAUUGAAAUUGAAAUUUUAGAUAAUCUUAAAAAAAACGGAAAGUUUGAAACGGAAUUGGUUAUUUUGGAUGUUUGUUGUGGGGUCGGAGCAAUUGGUUUAACAUUAUUAGAUAUUCUUCGCGAUUUGGAAAAGAAUUUUAAGAAAGUUGAACUAAUUGGAAUAGAUUGUUCAGCAGAAGCAAUCGAAUCUGCUAAAAAAAACGCAACAAUUGCUGGGUUUGAAAAUGCAAAAUAUUAUGUGGGAACUGCGGAAAGUAUAUUACCUAAUUUAUUAAAAAAUUUACCAAUAAAUAAAUUAGUAAUUGCAAUUGUUGAUCCUCCUAGAAGUGGAUUGCAUUCGAGCGUUACAAGGUCAUUAAGACAAAUUAAAAAAAUAGAUUCUUUGAUUUAUGUAAGCUGUAAUGUUGAGUCUUUAGUUAAAAACUGUUUAGAUUUAUGUUCAGUAUACGACCCUCACACUGACCAGAAAGAAUAUAUUCCCGUAUUUGUUCCAAAGUUUGCAAUCCCAGUAGACAUGUUUCCAUAUACAAAACAUGUUGAGACCAUCCUAUACCUUAAAAGAAACGACGAAACCAUUGGGUUACCUGCGGUUUCAAGAGAGAAUUUAAGAGAGAAGAUAAGUAGUAAUCCAUUAUUAGCUAGGUAA